AUAAAAAACCAACAAAAUAAAGAACCGUCAUAACCAUAAAGACGACCUGUUUCGUAUCUUUAAUAUUACUGUAGUUUAGUGUUCUAAAUACAAAAUGAGCCAUUUAAACCAGUCCCAAAUUAUUCAAAGACAACAGGAUCUAACACCUGAUCAAAACGGUGGUGUUUUGAAACAAAUCGUUAAAGCCGGCAAAUACGAAGGAAAACCGAUUCUGGACGAUGGUGUUCUAAUUCAUGUAAUUGGAUCGUUGAAAAACGACGGAAAGGUAUUCUUCAACACAAGAAAAUUGGGGAAACCAUGGAAAACAAAACUGGAAUCAGCCGAUUUGCCUGCAGCACUUGACAUCGCAAUCAGAACGAUGAAAAAACGUGAAAUCGCAAGAAUUACUUGUAAACCAGAGUACUGCUACAGAGACGUAUGUUACCAGCAGAAGGAUUUCGUGUGCGAAGUACCUGCGAAUUCAGAAGUUGUGUUCGAAGUUGAACUGAUCAAUUUUCGAUUUUAUGAUCUUACCAAAGAUAAACAUAGCGGUGUGACAUUGAUGCGACGAUUCAAAAAGGGUACUGGUUAUUUUUAUCCAACGUAUGGUUCAGAAGUCUGCUGCGACAUAUCCAGCUACGAUGACUACAAGGGCUCAGAAUUCGGGAUGGAUUAUCCAGGCUCCGGCGGUCUAUUAUACAAUUCCGAUGACGACCAUAUCAGCAAUUAUGAGCUCGGGAAUGUACAAUUGCCUGAGAAUAGUGAAUUCCGAAAAGUCACAGUAGUUCACACCGACACCAGUGAGUUGACCUUGAUGCGUGGAAAGUCGUCGAAGUUUAUUGAGAAGAAUGACUUCACGUUUACACUUGGCGAAGGGGCAUUAGAGCAAAUACCGGAAGGUGUCGAAAUUGCCAUUGAGAAUAUGCUGGUUGGUGAGAAGGCAUUGUUCAUGGUAAGAUAUGACUAUCUGAAAGAGAUGCUGACUGACGAGGAGUAUGCCGAAUAUAAAAAGAAUUCGGAAUUCUACACGUUUAUCAUAACACUGAAAUCGUGCACGAAAGCUACAGAGUUUUAUGAAAUGAGUAGCGCUGAACGCAUUGAAGAAGGCCUAGCAUGCAAAUUGAAAGGAAAUUAUUUGCUAACUCGAAAAUUUAAUGCAAAAUUAGCUUUGAGAAGAUAUCAACGAGCAAUUGAUUCACUGGAAAUAUCAAAAGAUUUAGAUGGAAAGAAUGCUAAAAGAGAUGACAUUUUGUUCGACUGUUAUUUGAACAUCUGUAAGGCCUAUUUUGAUGCCAAAACACCGGAAUUGUGCGAAAUGUACCUGAACAAAGCUCUGAAAAUGAAGCCACAAAAUGAAAAGGCGAUGUACCGCAAUGGUCUACUGCUCAUGGAACGAAAAAUGUACCAGGAAGCGAAAGUGAAUUUCGAGAAUUUGCUUAAACUUUAUCCAUCGAAUAAAAUCGCGAAUAAAUUGUUGAACGAAUGCGAAUGUAAAACGCUCAAACAAUCGUCCGCCGAACACAAUUAAUUGGCCAGACUAUUCCAAUGUUAUUCUAUUGAUCAUAAUUUGUAGCCGCGAAAAUCGGAAAUAAAUUAAUUUAACUGAAUAAAAUAAAUAUUGAAUGU
Bradysia coprophila is the source of this 1605-nucleotide messenger RNA. Its product is annotated as peptidyl-prolyl cis-trans isomerase FKBP4-like. The record is from RefSeq and is a predicted model, not a curated record. Lineage: Eukaryota; Metazoa; Arthropoda; Insecta; Diptera; Sciaridae. Gene Ontology annotation, molecular function: peptidyl-prolyl cis-trans isomerase activity; protein binding.